Molecule: messenger RNA, 2729 nt
Organism: Notolabrus celidotus (New Zealand spotty)
Lineage: Eukaryota; Metazoa; Chordata; Actinopteri; Labriformes; Labridae
Gene: nudt6
Product: nudix (nucleoside diphosphate linked moiety X)-type motif 6
Exons: 5
Coding region: 127-1077 (316 amino acids)
Molecular function (GO): ADP-ribose diphosphatase activity; NAD binding; NADH pyrophosphatase activity
Source: RefSeq, a predicted model, not a curated record
AUUACGGUAUUUAUGCAACUUCUUCCAGGGCGGACCUUUACGUAAGUGUCCCAGUACUUCACGCUCAUGCCGGUUGUAAAUGUAACAAAUAUUCCCUUCACACGGUUGUUAUAGUAUCUUAAUAUCAUGCCUUGGUGUACAUUAGCCUUGAGGAUGUUCCCCUCACUGACAGCACGGUUCAGUAGCAGAGCUUCAUGGCCUGCACGUGCAGCUGUCCGAGCCUUUUCAUGCACUGCAGCUCGUUCCCAGCUGCACAGUGUGAAGGGUACCGGGGCUCUGACAGGGAAGGUGGACCGAUUCGGUGGAGUGACCGUGAACCUGGGUGAGCUCGGUUUACCUGCGGAUAUCAGUGAGAAGUCGUUCAGCACACUGCUGCAAGAUUCUGUGCUCCAGUGGAAAUCGGAGGGGAAAGUUGCAGUUUGGCUCCGAGUCCCCAUCUCUCUGAGUCGAUGUGCUGCUGCCGCCUCCACACAUGGCUUCACCUUCCACCAUGCCAAACAGGACCACACUGUGUUGUCUCUCUGGUUAGGAGAAGGGGAGACCAGGCUGCCGGGGUUUGUAACUCACCAGAUCGGAGUGGCAGGCGCAGUUGUUGACGAAUCCAAUGGAAAAGUUCUGGUUGUCCAAGACAGAAACAAGACCAAAAAUGCUUGGAAGUUCCCCGGCGGCUUGUCCGAUCCAGGAGAAAAUAUUGGUGCCACUGCAGUCCGUGAAGUCUACGAGGAAACUGGCGUUCGCUCCGAGUUCAGGUCUCUGCUCAGCAUCCGGCAGCAGCACAACCACCCCGGCGCUUUCGGCAUGUCCGACAUGUACAUCAUCUGCCGCCUCAGCCCCGUCACCUACGACAUCAACUUCUGCACGCAGGAGUGUCUGCGCUGCGAGUGGCUCGACCUCACCGAGCUGGCCAAGACCAACGAGACGACGCCGAUCACCACCCGCGUCGCUCGGCUUCUCCUUCAAGGCCUGGAGCGAGGCUUCGACCACAUCGACCUCGCCAUGGUGGAGCUGCCUGCUGUCUACUCGGGGACGCUCUACCAGCUGUACCACCGGCAGCUUCCUCCAACACUGAAACCCUAGCUAGCUAGCUAUCAACGACGUGAUGAUGACGAUGAUGUCUUGAUUUCUUAUAUUUAACUCUAUUUAUGACUGAAGUGAUCUUUGUAGUGUCUUUCUCACACUAACUGUUACUGUUGAAGAACUGUGGUGCAAUCGACUGUGAACUUCUUCAAUGUUCACUUUAUGAACUUUAAGAAACUGUGGUAUCUGUGAGACCGCAGACUUUUUAAUGGUUUGUUGAGCGUUUUUUGGCGGCCAUGUUUUGGAGUCCACUGCUGUUGUGCACCAGCUGGUUUAAUGUCUCAUGGUACAGCUCAAAACUCAGUCUUGUUUUUUAGCCACUCUUUAAUUUAUUAGCUCAUCACCUGUGUGAGCUAAAACUCAAAUGAUGAAGUUUGUAGCCAGCCUGUUAUGGACUUGAUCGUUCAUGCUAAUCCUGUAUCCUGUAACAAUCUUGUAUUUUUCCUCAGUGCCACUCAGCAUUUGGACUUUUUGCACAAAUCUCAAUUCAUAAAAGCAGAAAAGGGAGCCAAGUUUUACUAGAAGACAAAAUAACAACAAGCUCAGGAAAUGUUCUCUGUAUCCUUUAAGUUCCUUUAGAUAAUGAGUUGUGCUAAAAGUUGUGCUUGUUUUUGGAUUUUAAUAUGUGUAGUUUGGAUUUUAAUAUCCCUUUUCUCUCAUUCAAGCUUAUAAUGUGUCGCUUUUACCAGUUAGUGCUUUUCUCUAUCCCUUAUUACCUCAGGAGACAUAUUUGAACUCCCAUUCAGAGAGGACUGAUCCCUACAGGUCAAAGUAACGUAAAGCUGUGGUGCCAUAGAAGGAUUUCACUUGGGCAGUCGGUUCCAGCCGCUCUUGUGCGGGAGCUUGUCUGCCGCAGUAAAACCCAGGUAUGAACGUACACCACUGUGUGAAAGUGAAGCUGAAUAACAAGCGAACAGAACAGUCAGAAAGCAUCACAGCUAUUUUUGGGCAAUGUUGAUGGAGCACGUUGUCUUCAUUGCCGUCACAUCUCCUUCUUUGUCGCUGGAGUUAAGGCUUAAAUAUUUCCGAACCAGAUCCCAGAUUAGCAUUUGGCAGACAUGGGAAGAAAAAGUAUGGCCUUUUGGCCCGGUCCCGUUUUGCUUCCUGACUUAUACUGGCCAGUCCGCUUCAGUGCCACGUACAUGUGGGGGUACUUCCUGGAGCGGUAGGUGUUGUAGUUGUUGCUCUCGAGUCGCUCCAGAAAGUGGCAUUCGUCUGUAGCUCGUCUCUGGAGAGGAAACACAGAGGGAUGGUUCAUAAGUUAAGUGUUAGAUUCAGGGAUUAAGGAGCUGCUGCCUGUAGUAGCAGUCUGAGAGCUCAUUUAAGCACUGACAUCCUCAUACUUGGAUGAACAGUCACAGGAAAUAUAUGAAAACUGUGAGUAUAAUGUGGGAUAUCCUGUGAGGCAGUCCUGCUGUCCUCACUGUCGUAGAGCCUGCAUGUUUGAAUACACUGUUUUAAUGUGUUUUUCUGAAAUGCUGUUAACCUGGUCUCUCGGUACAGGCAACCACAGGGACACCAGGAUCCUUGAAGAAGCAUUUCAUCAAAUGUUUUGUUUGUUGGGUUUUAUUUUGAAGGUAAAUUUGUAAUGCUGUCAUUUCAGUUCAUUAAACUACCACAGAGAACUAAAUGCCACCUCUGUUUGUUGGAAA